UCCUCCUCACAAUUUCCAGAUUGUUCCAAAGAAGAGCAUAAAAAGAAACCAGUUUUGGAAAGACUUGGAAAUUUGUUUGGUACAGGGAAAAGGAAAAAUGUCAAAAGUUCAUUAGAACACACUUCUCAUUGGAAAGGAGAGAGGUCAGUUUCGCCUCACGCAGCGCAGCCCAUUUACUGUAAACAUAUACAGCAAGGUCCUGAAUCUCCUCCGGUACAGAAGCAAGUGAGAAACACGAGUGUCGUUCCUGAGACACAAGAAUAUAGUUUCAGUGGGGAAGUAGGACCUCUGUACCACGAUACCAUUUCAGAAUGGAGUGGUCGAGGAGUAUCCUCUGACAGUGAGUGGUCACCAGACUGGAGCAGCAGCAGCGAAACCAUUAAAAACUCUUUCUUUGAGAGUAGUUUGAAUGUGGACACCCGGGAACCAGAGAAGGGGUCAGUCACAGAUAUAAAUAAUUCCACAACUCCAGAUUUUAUAAAAAGUUUGAGGAAUUUGUCUAGCGAAGACUUAGAAAAGAGUAUCUUAAGCCACAAGCAUCUGGUGAACACGUGGGUGUCUGAAGAGCCUGGGCAUGCAAAGCCAAAGGAUUUGCUAUACAAACCGGAAACUCUAGCAAGUGAACACCCGCAGCCUGCGAGAGUGUUAACAGUUGAUAUCUAUCUUAGAAAAACAGACGAACUCCUUAAUGAACCCGUGACUGUUAUAUCGGAAGAAAAUUGUGGUGACUCGGACACAAUGGAUAAGAAAUCUUCUAGUAAAAGAUCUGGGAAAAGGAGAAAAUCUCAGUCAUCUAGUGACAUUACAAAUGGAGAGAGAAACCAGACGGAGAAUACUGCGAGAGAAGAUUCUGUUUUUGAGGAUGAUGCAUCUUCUGAGGGGUUUCCAGACAAGGUAAUAACCUCAGAAAGAAAACUGAAAUCUCCUCAACAGACUCCUGAACGGAAUUCCUUUUCUUCAGGUAAUAAUCCAGACCUAAAAGCUGGAUCUGCUCACAAAGGCACGUCCAAGACUGAAGCUGACAAAGGAAAACAACAUGCUUCAACCACAACCCCUGCAAGGAGAAGAUCUUAUAAAAAGAAUCAGUUGGAUGCUCUUCCUACUUCCCCCACUGGUUUGAAGAGUCAGAUGAAAGAUUACUCCUCAAAAAGGCAACCUUUAGCAUCGACGGAGAGUAACCCAGUGACAAAAAGAACUUUGCAGGAAAAAGGAACUCUGCCUGGGGCUUUUGGGGAAGACAGCUUGGAAUCUCCCAAAGUCUCCUCGUCCAGUAAGGCAGAAGACAACACCAUGGUAUUUGCUGAAGGCAGAAAUGAAACCAAGACAGAAAAGCAUGGUAAUGAUUCUGAUGGAAGAGCUUUCUUGCAUACUGAUAAGAUUAAAAAUGGAGACCUAUGUAUGCCAGCUGAGAGACAGACAAGUUCUGAUUUAGACAGCUUCAAGCUGAAGAGUUUGGAUGCUUCCAGAAUAGUCACAACAAAAAUUAGCCUCCCGGCCAAACCGAAGAACGUAGAGCUGAAUUUUAAAGCGCCUACAAAUCAAGACAGUUUAGAAAGUGAGCAGGAUACUCUUGAAAAACCAGUUAAUAAAAAUAACAACAGCAUUGCCAACAAAAUUUCCUUGUUUGAAAAUAAAUGUGCCAAUCAGAGCCAGAGGCCUGCUGAUAGCUCUGCUUCAAAAAAUAAUGCUGUACCAAGCACGUUUGUUGGUAGAGCAAAGCUGAUAUUUGGAAAACAACCUAAGGAAAGCGAACAGCCUGAUAAAACGUUAAAUAAGCAAAACAGUCGCCAGAAGUUAUGUGAGAAUGGCACAGCCGAGAAAGAUGGAACUGCAGAAUUAAAAGGCAAAAAUGAAGAAGGCUCUGCAGCUUAUGAGGACGUUGGGAAAGGAACAGAGCUUAAAGUAAAAGCUGCAAUAUCCCUUUUUAACCAAAGCAGCAAAAUUGAAGCUAGUGGUGCCUCUCUGAAGCAACCUGAUCCUGAAUUAAGCGCAGCUAAAAAGGAAAGUUCUCCUUUUAAACCGUCUUUGCACUCGCCUGUUAAAAAUGAAAGCGUUCAUGAUAUUUACUACCAGCAAAAUAACACAAGCUCAGAACUCCCCAGAAACGAAGAGAAGGUACUGCCAGGCACGGAGGUCUUAUCGCCCUGCAAUGGUGAUAAAUAUCCUCUACAAUCUCAUCAGCUUUGUAGACCAGAAUCUCAGAAGGUGGAAAAUGGAGAUAAAAAUGCAAAGUUGGGAGAUUUGACCUAUGCAGCACAGCAGUGUGAUGGCAGCAGUCUCAAUGGUGUAGUGAUGUUGGAGCACAGCGGUAAUACCCCAGAGAGCCCUAGCAAAACUUGUAAUGGCUCUGCUGAAGAUGAUGCUGUUUUUGAUUCUCCGACCGACAUGAAGAAGUUUGCUGAAACAAUAAAAAACUUGGACAGCUCAGUUUGUUUACCGCAGAAAAAGAAAAGGUCAAAGCUUCCUAAAUCCCCAGCACCCCACUUUGCAAUGCCUCCGAUUCAUGAAGACAAUUUAGAGAAAGUAUUUGAUCCUAGUGUAUUUACUUUUGGUUUGGGACUGAGAAGGGAAAAAGUGCAGGAUCUGUUACCAACCCAACAAAUGAAAAUGCAAAGUCUGGAAACGAUAGCCAGAGUCAGGCCCAAACGCGCAUCAACAGAGCAAAGUAUAAUAUUCAAAGCCCUUCAGUCAUGUAGUAGAGAAGAACCUGCUUUUACUCAGGAAAUAAAUGGGAAAGAGAACACGGAUGGUACAGAUGGUGAAGUCAAGAGAUCCCGGCUGGAAAAAAGCUCGCUCUUCUCAAGCUUGCUGUCAUCUACUUCUAAAGAAAAGCUGCUUAAUCCGUCUGUGACCUCAGUAAAUAACACAACUUUUAUAUCAGACUCCUCAGGGAUACCUUUUUUACAACAGGAUGCUUCUGGGCCAUUCAGCCUGCCUCAAAAACCUGAGUCUCUUUCAGAUAUGAAGUUUCCAAGUUAUAUGGAGAAGUACAUACAAGCAGAUAGUGCAAAAAAAGAGCUGAGUUUACCAAUGCCUAACUAUGGGAAUCCAGAAAAAAAUUUUUCCAGCUGGUUAGGGGCAAGCAGAUAUGAAUCAAAUGUCCCCACUGGUUUAUUAGAUGUAGAUACACUUUCAAGAAAUGGACAAAGUAAAAUCAAUCCCAGGCCUGGGAAGCUGGUGAUAUACUGUGACAAUCAAGAGAAUGUUAUUGAAGUUUUCCAUGAUGUUCUGGAUUGCAGUUCUUGGGUUCUGUCACCGACAAUCUUAGUUAAAGUUAUCAGAGGAUGCUGGAUACUCUAUGAAAAACCAAAUUUUGAAGGUCCUUCUAUUCCUCUGGAAGAAGGUGAACUGGAAUUCCCAGAUAUUUGGGGUGCAGGUGAAGAGCAAAAUGAAUGCGAAUCGCUAAAGCCUGCAGUGAUUGGUUCGAUAAGACAUGUUGUUAAGGAUUACAGGGUCAGUCAAAUUGAUUUGUAUACAGAACCUGAAGGGCUAGGAAUCGUGACUUCCUUUUUUGACGACACAGAGGAAACAGGGGUGUUUGGCAGCACUCAGAAGACUUGUUCUAUCAAAGUACACUGGGGCAUAUGGCUAAUUUAUGAAGAACCCGGUUUCCAGGGAGUCCCUUUAAUGUUGGAGCCUGGUGAAUAUCCCAAUUUAGCUUUCUGGGAGAAGAAGGAAGCCUACAUUAGGUCUAUGAGGCCCUUGAAAAUGGGUGGCCGCAAAGUAGAAUGUCCUGGAGACCCAAAGGUAGUCAUUUAUGAGAAGCCUUUCUUUGAAGGGAGACAUGUGGAAGUAGAAUCAGAGAUCUUCAUGCUCAGUGACAAGGAAUCAGAAGAAAAGACACAACUUUCACUUACUUCAAUGGGAUCCAUCAAAGUACUGGGAGGAGUUUGGGUCGCAUAUGAAAAGCCUGGGUUUGAAGGCCAUCAGUAUUUACUGGAAGAAGGAGAAUAUCGGGACUGGACAGACUGGGGUGGCUAUGAUGAAGAGCUGCAGUCACUGAGACCUGUUGUUGGUGACUUCACAAGCUCACAUAUGAUAAUGUACAGUGAAAAAGACUUCGGAUCAAAAGGUUCUAACAUUAAUGUGUUAGGAAUUGUUUCCAAUUUGAAAGACACUGGAUAUGGGCUGAGAACGCAAUCCAUAAAUGUGCUGAGUGGCGUGUGGGUGGCUUAUGAGAAUCCUGAAUUUACAGGAGAGCAAUACAUACUGGAUAAAGGGCUAUAUCCCAGCAUUGAGGCAUGGGGGGGGAAGAACUGCAAAAUAUCUUCAGUUCAACCCAUUGUUAUGGAUAUUGUUGGAAGUGAAAGGGGUAAAGUCAAGGUCCAGUUAUUUUCAGAGCCUGAAUUCAAGGGUAACUGUCAAAUACUUGAAAAAAGCACAAGAUGUAUUGAUUCAUUUACUGUGAAGUCUUCAAAAGUUUUAGGUGGCAGCUGUAUAGUUUUUGACCAGGAAGAAUUCUCUGGUAACCAGUAUGUGUUAGAAGAGGGAAUCUAUCCGGAUCUGAUGGCAAUGGGGUGUUUGUCCCAAGCAGCUCUAAAAUCUUUACGGAUUGUAAAUAUAGAGCUGUCUGAGCCAUGCAUAGCUCUUUUUGAAAAAGUGGGUUUCCAAGGGAAAAAAAUAGAAUUCACUACAGAAAUCUUAAAUCUCCGGUUCCUGGGAUAUAAUCCUCGAAUAGCUUCAGUUCAAGUCCUUGGUGGCACAUGGAUAAUUUAUGAGCAUAGUAAUUACAGGGGACGUCAGAUGUUGCUGUCACCAAAUGAAAUUCCAGAUUGGUACAAACUGAGUGGCUGCUCUCAGAUAGGUUCUCUGAGACCUUUACUGCAGAAACGUGUGUACUUCAGGCUUCGGAACAAGGAGACAGGAAAGUUCAUGUCAACUGAUGGAAACUUGGACAAUUUGAAUCUUCUCAGAAUACAGGCUGCAGAAGAUGUAGACUCAGAUGAUCAAAUCUGGGUUUAUCAGGAUGGAUUCAUAAGAUGCCGGAUGGCAGAGGAUUGCUGCUUGACAAUUGUUGGAAAUCUUAUCACUCCUGGCUCUAAACUUGGUCUGUCUUUUGAGCGGAAUGAAGACAAACAGUAUUGGCAUAUUAGUCCCGAUGGCAGGAUUUACAGCAAGAUGAAACCUAAGCUGGUUUUAGAUAUCAAAGGGGGCACGCAAUACGAUCGUGAUCAUGUUGUUGUCAACACAGUCAACGAAGAAAAGUUAACGCAGUGCUGGGAACCACUGGUUGUGUAAUUCCGUAUGAGAAAGGUGAUGUCUGAAUUGGGCACUGUUCUGGACACUAGAAUUGGCACUGCCAGCUUUGAAGGAUGCAUGAUCAAGAGUUCUGUCUUUUCAGCUUUACAAAGAACAAGCAACAGAAUGAUUUCAUAUCUCUCUACCGAACAUAAUUAUCCCUAUAAAAGCUUGGGUAUCUCUCAACCUUUUUUUAAAUCAUUGCAACUCUGUGAGAUAGAGAACAGUAGCAUGCUUCAGAGCAGUGGGAAGAACCAGAGGUGGGAGAGGCCCCAGAGUUACAAUCACAUCAGUGAGUACAUAAUCCAGAACAGUUAAGAAGUGUAAUUUUAAAUUAUUUUUAAAGGUGUUUUGUUUUUUUUUUUUUUAACUAAGGGCUAAAAUAAUUAAAGCUUAUUUUAUAAAGGACAGGAGUGCAAUGUGUAUACGGUAUAGCAAUUUAGGCCUAUUGGCUGGUAGUAUAGAAGAAUAUUCACUACUGAAAAUUUAAUAUAUUUGUCUCACUGUAACAAACGUAUGUUUACUGAAACCUUAAGACCACUAGCAAACAGCAGAUCCAAAGAAUUUUUAACAUGUGGUUUCAAAUAUAGUUAGUAUGCUAAAGUAGUAAGUCCUAAAUUAAGAAGAAAAAUAAUCUAGAUUUUUCUCAGGUAGAGGGAGGAUAUAAAUGAGUGGAUGGUUGUUAGAAAAAGAGAGGGUUGACAAAAGAACUUAUCAGAAUGUGAAGAACUUGCCUGCCCAUUUCCUAAGCUGCCUAAUUUUUAGUUACAUGUAUUUGACUUCUUUGCCAAGACAGUAAUCUUUUAAAAUAGCUCCAGUAAGUACAGUCUUCCUGAACUCUAGAAUCAUUUCCUAUAUAGAAAAAAAGAAUUCUUAAGGGAAACCAUCAAUAACCGUGACUCGAAAGCACCUAAGCACCUAGGCACCUAAGCCUUUUAGCCACCAACUUUUGGCCUAUGCUCUGGCUUCUGUGUUAAUUUUCCAUAAUAAUAUUGGCAGAAAAGUAAAAUAUGAAAAAAAAACUUUUGUACUAUGCUGCUGUGUUUUGUUCUGGCUUAGCUCAGUGUUAUUACAUGCUGCUCCUAGGAGCACCCAGGCCUUUGUCUUGCACAGUAAGUCUGUUCAAAAGAAACAUUUUCAUUACUAUUGUGUUGCCUCAGAGGACACAUACGCUUGCAUUGUCACCACCCCAGAGGGAAGUGCCUUACUAAUUUUCCUCCUCCUGUACAGAAGUACUGAAGUUUUGUUGCUCUGGAAUGUGCUGCUUUUAGUUCUUCAUAGAAGAUUUGUUACUGGUUCCAAAUAGUGGUACUUUGUCAUACCAGUGUGCUCUUGCUAUAUGUAAUAUAGCAUUUCACAAAUAAAUUUAAAUUAGAUAACAA
This is a messenger RNA of Centrocercus urophasianus (Greater sage-grouse), 6620 nucleotides long. RefSeq names its product crystallin beta-gamma domain containing 1 (gene CRYBG1). Bases 739 to 5238 code for a protein of 1499 amino acids. The record is from RefSeq and is a predicted model, not a curated record. Gene Ontology annotation, biological process: visual perception; lens development in camera-type eye. Gene Ontology annotation, molecular function: structural constituent of eye lens. NCBI's taxonomy places the organism in Eukaryota, Metazoa, Chordata, Aves, Galliformes, Phasianidae. The transcript is spliced from 21 exons.